Dentiscutata heterogama is the source of this 1365-nucleotide messenger RNA. The record is from the annotation of a GenBank genome assembly. Lineage: Eukaryota; Fungi; Glomeromycota; Glomeromycetes; Diversisporales; Gigasporaceae.
AUGAAUCCUCUCACAUGGUAUAACAAAAAUAAGGAAAAGGCUGGUACAAUCUGGGAAUUUUAUAUUAGUUCUCGACGAAACAUAGUUAUCAAUCAUGUACAACAUAUUGAAAGACUUUGCAAACAAACUAAAAGCUUUUUUAAACGAAAUCCCAUUCCUAUAUUUGAAAGAAUAGGACUUAAUCAUGGAAUAUUUUUUAAUAAUGACUAUGAUUCAUGGCAUCGAAGAAGAAAAUUAGUAAACCGUGCAUUGAUGUCAAAGAAGUUCUUACAAGGUCUUGUCUUUUGUAUUCAAACCCAAUUCAAAGCAUCUGAAAAAAGAUGGAAAUCAAAAAUAAAAGAUGGAAUUGAAUUUGAAUUUAGUGAAUGGAUGAUACACUUUGCAGCUGAUAUUAUUACUGUUCAAAUCACAAAACAACGUUCUUAUUGUGUAGCUUUAUUUGAUACAAAUAAUAAGUUAGUUCAAUCUGAAGAAAUUAAAAAAUCUUUAGAGUUUACUAAAGCUAUAAAAAAUUUUUUUGGUUCACUUGGAUUUUUCGUUUACAUGCCUCAAUUUAUAAUGAAUUAUGUACCAGGUUUUAGCCAUUAUAGAGAGCGCUGCGAACGUAGUAUUAAUAAUCUGAAUGAUAUUGUGAAUAAAAUCAUUACUAAAAGAAAAAAAGAACUUGAAGAAGGUGCUGAAUUAGACUCAGAUUUGUUAGAUCAUUUAUUGGUCGCUCAUGCCAUACAAGAUCCUGAUUCUAAGCAUGAUGAUAACGUGGAGCCGAUAACUGCUAAAGAAGUUGCUGCUCUUACAUGGGAAAUUCUCUUAGCUGGCGUUGAUUCGACCGGUAAUGCAACCAGUUUUUUAUUAUAUUACAUUGCGAAAAAUCUAAAUGUUCUUGCCAAGAUUCACAAAGAGAUUGAUGAAGUUUUUGGCCCUGAUUCAAACGUUGAAUUCUCCCUUGAAAAACUCGAUAAAUGUCAUUAUAUUGAAGCUACUAUUAAAGAAACUUUGCGCUUUCAUGAAUUAGCUCCAUUCACUAUAAAAAUUUCUGAUGGUAUUGAAAAUGUUGCUGGAUACGAUUGGCCAAGUGGAACUUGGUUUUGGAUAGAUAGUCAAACUCUUGGUAAUAAUCCUGAUUAUUGGGAUGAUAUAGAAACUUUUAAUCCUGAUAGAUUUUUAAAUAAAGAUUAUGGUGGCUCAUCUGAACUUACGGAUUUUCAAAAGACUUCUUUUGUUCCGUUCGGUUAUGGUCUCAGAUAUUGUCCCGGAAAAUUAAUGGCUAUGAAUAUGAUGAAGACUUUAGUUAUUCUAUUUCAUAGAAAGUAUAAAAUAGAAUUAAAGAAUGAUAAGAUAAAGUACUACCUUAGUGGGAUAAGUCAG